Lagopus muta (rock ptarmigan) is the source of this 2670-nucleotide messenger RNA. RefSeq names its product potassium channel tetramerization domain containing 6 (gene KCTD6). The coding region runs from base 481 to 1194 and encodes 237 amino acids. Gene Ontology annotation, molecular function: protein binding. The record is from RefSeq and is a predicted model, not a curated record. Gene Ontology annotation, biological process: protein homooligomerization. NCBI's taxonomy places the organism in Eukaryota, Metazoa, Chordata, Aves, Galliformes, Phasianidae. The transcript has 3 exons.
CGGCCCCCCACUGCGGUAGUGGCGGCGGCCGGGCCCGUCGUGCAGGGCCGAGCCGCGCUCAGGGAUAGGCGCAUGGCCCGAGUUUGUGCGCUCCCACUGCGGCAUCGCCUCCUGGCGCCGGGGCCGCCCACGGCCGCAUCGCCCCGCCGCCCACAUCUCUCCGCUUCAAUGAUACGGCGGCCCGGCGCGGAGGCGCAGGGCGGAGCGAGAUUUCUCCGCCGGCGGCCCUGAGGUGAAAGGAGGCGGCUUCCCUCCCUCACCCGACCGGAGCGGGCGGAGAGACGGGGAGGGGAUCGCCUCAGACCCCGCCUCCGCUCCUCCCCUCCCGCGGUGGCUGCUUUGCUCCCCGUUCAGUCGUCCCCAUCCUCGCCGGGCUCUGCUCAGCGCCGGGAGCUGCGCCUGGAGCUAAUAGGAGGUGGACUGCAAUCUUUCAAUAACCUUCUGUUCAACUUGGAGUACCGUGGUUCAGCAACUGAACAGAUGGAUAAUGGAGACUGGGGCUAUAUGAUGACUGAUCCAGUCACGCUAAAUGUGGGUGGACACAUGUACACGACAUCCCUCACAACUCUCACCAGAUAUCCUGACUCAAUGCUUGGGGCCAUGUUCAGGGGAGACUUCCCCACUGCCAGGGACUCUCAGGGCAAUUACUUCAUUGACAGAGACGGACCACUUUUCCGUUACGUUCUUAACUUCUUAAGGACCUCAGAGCUAACUUUGCCACUGGACUUCAAGGAGUUCGACCUACUUCGGAAGGAGGCGGACUUCUAUCAGAUUGAACCUCUGAUUCAGUGUCUCAACGACCCCAAGCCUCUGUAUCCUGUGGAUACCUUUGAGGAGGUGGUGGAGCUUUCCAGCACCCGCAAGCUGUCCAAGUACUCCAACCCGGUGGCUGUGAUCAUCACGCAGCUCACCAUCACAACGAAAGUCCAUUCGUUACUGGAAGGCAUUUCAAACCACUUCACGAAGUGGAAUAAGCAUAUGAUGGACACCAGGGACUGCCAGGUUUCCUUCACUUUUGGGCCAUGCGAUUACCACCAGGAAGUGUCUCUCAGAGUGCAUCUUAUGGAGUACAUCACAAAGCAAGGCUUCACGAUCAGGAAUACCAGAGUUCAUCACAUGAGUGAGCGUGCCAAUGAAAACACAGUGGAGCACAACUGGACUUUUUGUAGACUGGCACGAAAAACAGAUGACUGACUCUGACUCCACAGGAGCCAUUUCAGUUAUUAGUGACUUAAUUGAACAGUAAAGCCAAGAGAGUCUGGAUUUUGGCUGACGUAACACUGCGGGCUUUUUUUUUUAUAUAUAUAUGAGUAUUUAUUGUUUAUCAUUGAGGACUGGAGAAGUUUCAUUCUCUAGCAGUUCUGUCCUUUCAUCCAGAAUAAAAACAUGCAUGUGCCUGUUCAGUCAAGACACCUUUUUGUUUGAAAGAGGGAGUCCGAAGAAUUAGUACAGGAGGGUAUUUUGUGUCAUUAACACAAUUCCGACGCAACUUAAAGUGCUAAAAUUACCUCAGUUUAAAUGGUUUCUAAUCCAUCUAACCCUGUGCCACUGGGAGCAAGAAACAAACGGAAUCUAAGAGGCAGAUGGCGAAAAGCUGCUAUCACAUAGACUAAUUUAGCUUCUAAAUCAAUAAACAGUAUUGUAAUAUUCUAGGAAAAAAAAUCCCACCCUUUAAAAGUACUUGAUAAGUACAGUUUCGUACAGUUAUGACAACUGUUUCUUUCUAUGCAUAUAAAUCAAGCAACCAAAUACUAUCUGUAGCCAUGGAAAUAUGAUUAGAAAUAUUUAUAUUGGAUUCUGAAUGCAAAAUGUCCCUGUGGUAGAAUUCAUAUUUUUAAUGCCUGGUGCAAUAUUAUUCCCAAGUGUAAUGCCUGCCAGCAAGAAGCUAAUAAAAAUGUGAAAUAUAGAAUACUAUCUUGUAUUUUUUGUCUUCUAGAACUCUAAUACUUAAUAAAAACCCCAAAGGCUGUUUUUCAGCGCUGCAGAAUAGCACAGAUGCUCUGCUAGGGCUCCAUUCUCUUUCACUACUGACAUACUUGGUUCCUUUUUGUCUUAACCAGUUGAUCGAGCUGUCCUCAUCACAGGAAAACAAAAGUGUUUGGAAAACGAGGCAUUUUGACCAACAGAGGGAUGGCAAGGAUUCGCACUUUCUGUAGAGAUAAAGGGAACACAGCACCUAAAAAUACUUGUAGCUGCAUUGUUAUCCCAUUUUAAUGAUCUAUCUGAUAGCUGCUUAUAUCUCAUACGGAUUUUUAUAUAUGUAAUACAAAUAAGAUUCUGUGUCUUUAACUAUAGAGUGCUGUUUCUGAUAUGUUCAAGUCAAGGAACUGAGAUUCUGUGUUCUUACCUAAUUUCAUGUAGCCAUUCCUGCUUCUCUUGGCCACUGUGUCACUGUUACUUAUACAAUUUCUGGUUAUGUUUUAACUUAAUUCUCUUGAGAGUAGAGAUUCAAUGUUUAUUUUGACUGAAUGGAUCACAUUCUCCCUUGAAGUUCUUGUCACAGUGGUUUCUUACCACAGCUGCUUUGCUUCCUGAAGUGUGGAGUGUUGCUAUUUGGAGAUGUCAAAGAGGGAUCAGGGUUCCUCAGGAUGUUGCAGCCUUCUGAAGCCUGUGGCCUUGCAUCUCAGCUCUCUGUCAGAAGGCCUGUUUGAAGGUAUUUUCCUCUGCCCU